Molecule: messenger RNA, 2064 nt
Organism: Closterium sp. Naga37s-1
Lineage: Eukaryota; Viridiplantae; Streptophyta; Zygnematophyceae; Desmidiales; Closteriaceae
Source: the annotation of a GenBank genome assembly
AUGAAGCAGUGGAAGCGGCUGACUAGGCUGGCGGCGAAGGGCAAAGCAGCCGAUGCGCGCACAGCGGAGAGGGCCUCGGGGACGCCGGCAGGCGCGCAGCAGGCGGGCGGAACGGGCAGAAUGAGAAGCAGCAGCGCGGCAGAGGGGAUAAGGGGCAUGGCGGUGACGCAGACAGACUCCAUAGAGGACGAGUUUCAACAGGGCUUGCAGGAGGUGGGGGAGAUGAGGGACAAAUACGAGCGCCUGCUGGCAGCCGUGGCGGACGCACAGGAGAGAGCAGCAGAGUGUGCGGAGGCGCUGCACCAGCUGGCGGCGGUGGUGGCGGACGCCUUUGGCGGAGUGGAGGAGGGCAGCGCCGGGGACACCCUCCUGGCCGCCGCCGCUGUCGAUGGCCUCUUAGCUGAGCUGCUCUACUUCCAUAGCCUGCACUUGCAGCAGACACUGGCGGAGCCAGCAGAGGCGCUGCUGGGGGAGAUGCAGCACGUGGUGGUGCCUCACUUGCAGCUGCCAGUUCGGGUUGAGGCUGCUGCGCCGGCCACCAGCAGCGCGUGGCUGAGCGGGGCGUGGCUGGCGGCGGGCGUGCUGCUCUUUCUCAUGCACGGCGUCCGCAUGUCCGCCUCCGAGGCCAUGCUGCGCACCGCUGUCAUCGCUGCCAUCCUCGCUGGCGCUGACGUGGCAGUCAAGGUGAGAGCCGUCUGCCCAUACUCCCCUUUGCAUGCCUCUCCCCUUCCACUCUCUCCUUCCCUCCCUUCUCAUUAUUACACGCCUCUUCCUCUCUUCCUCUCUGUGCCCUGCCACCGCACCUUCUUGCCACCACCACCCCCUCCAUCCCCCCCGUCCCCCGCUGCGUGCGCCAUGGCCAUGGCAGGCGUCGCUGGUGUUCCACCACACGCUGCCGCUCUUCCACCCAGCCCUUGCCGUUGCCACGCCGCCCGCCGUGUGGCUCUUCUGGCUCGCCCACGACGCCCUCCGUGCCGCCGUCUACGCCGCGUUGCUCUCCCUGCCACUCUCCCAGUGGCGCGACGCCCUCCCUGGUGGGUGGCAUUCGCUGUCUUAUUAGAAUGCUGCAGUAGCCGGGGCAGAGCGAGGCGGGUGGGUGAAGAGGGUGUGGUGGAUCAUGUUGCCAGCACAGGGUGUGGUGGAUCAUGUUGCCAGCACAGGGUGUGGUGGAUCAUGUUGCCAGCACAGGGUGUGGUGGAUCAUGUUGCCAGCACAGGGUGUGGUGGAUCAUGUUGCCAGCACAGGGUGUGGUGGAUCAUGUUGCCAGCACAGGGUGUGGUGGAUCAUGUUGCCAGCACAGGGUGUGGUGGAUCAUGUUGCCAGCACAGGGUGUGGUGGAUCAUGUUGCCAGCACAGGGUGUGGUGGAUCAUGUUGCCAGCACAGGGUGUGGUGGAUCAUGUUGCCAGCACAGGGUGUGGUGGAUCAUGUUGCCAGCACAGGGUGUGGUGGAUCAUGUUGCCAGCACAGGGUGUGGUGGAUCAUGUUGCCAGCACAGGGUGUGGUGGAUCAUGUUGCCAGCACAGGGUGUGGUGGAUCAUGUUGCCAGCACAGGGUGUGGUGGAUCAUGUUGCCAGCACAGGGUGUGGUGGAUCAUGUUGCCAGCACAGGGUGUGGUGGAUCAUGUUGCCAGCACAGGGUGUGGUGGAUCAUGUUGCCAGCACAGGGUGUGGUGGAUCAUGUUGCCAGCACAGGGUGUGGUGGAUCAUGUUGCCAACCUAUCUGCUGCUGUCGACCUCCUUGGUGCUGAGAAGGUCGCAGCUGCUUCAGCUCCGAGUGGGGAGCGCACCGGCUUCAGGGGAGGCAAGGGUGGCAAGGGUGGCGGACGUGGCGGUGGAGGGGGCGGUGGUGGAGGCGGCGGGGGCGAUGGAGGCAGUGGCAGUGGUCGUGGGGGUGGGGGUAGUGGUGGGGGCGGUGGUGGUGCCGGGAGCAGUGGCGGUGGCGGCGGCGGUGGUGGCGGAGGGGGGAGUGGUGGUGGCGGCGGUGGUGGGGGCUUGGGUGAGGCCGGUGGUGGCCAGGGACAGCAGCAGCAGCAGCAGAAGCAGAAGCAGCAGCAGCAGCAGUAG